AUGAGAGGCUCGCGAUCCACCUUAUCCCUUCCUCCUUUCUCUCGCCGACGGCGCACAAUCUCCUUCCUCCUGCUGCAGCUCCUCGUGGCGGCCAAGCAGGCUGCUGCGCUAGCGGCGACGGCGCUGGCGCUGGGUAUGUCGAGCGUCACCGACUUGGACUGUAGCCUCCCGUCGUCCCCAAUGGACCCCUUCUUCGACCCCAUCACCUCCUGCGACCGGCGCCGCGGCGUCGGCAGCAAGCUCAGCGGUGCCAGCUCGCCCCCACCGGCCAAGCAGCAGCUGCAGCAGCAGUGCGGCGCCGACGCGAUUCUUGACAUGCUCGGCGCGAAGACGCCACUGCCGCCGAGGGACUGGCUGCUGCACUCCGUGCACAUGCUUCCACCGCUGCUGCUGUAGUCUGUGUUGUAGUACAUGUAUGCUGAGAAUUAUGGAGCAGAGAUGAUGUCUUCUUCAUGCCUUGGUAGCCGAUACAAGGUCUCAACCACAUUUUGGCUGCUUAACCGAAGUGCAGGGAUGAAUUUGGUGGCUUACAUCGGCAGCCCACGGCUCUACUCUACUAGUUUCGGUUCAAUAACUUCAGUUCUGUCAGAACUUGCCAAGCCAUUUUUACAUGUAUUUUCUUCCCAAAGAAUAUCACAGAAUUGAAUGAAUGAUCUCCUUCAUGGUGUACCUCAAUCUAUAAUUUUUUUAUA
Messenger RNA from Triticum dicoccoides, 692 nucleotides. RefSeq lists its product as uncharacterized. Lineage: Eukaryota; Viridiplantae; Streptophyta; Magnoliopsida; Poales; Poaceae. Bases 1 to 396 code for a protein of 131 amino acids. The transcript has a single exon. The record is from RefSeq and is a predicted model, not a curated record.